AUGUGGCCCAAUACCAGCUUUGACUAUCUUCGUCGUUUACGCUCAACAUCAAGCUACGAAGAAGAAGAAUUCGAAGCUUUCUAUAUGGACCUGGAGAAGUUCUACCAAGAAGAUCAUGCCUUCUACAAGGUCAUAGUUGGCGAUUUCAACGCUAAGGUUGGCCCAAGAAGAACGCCGGAGGAACUUCACAUCGGGACCCACGGCCUACAAUGGAAUGACCAGGGAGAGAGGCUCGCCGAGUUCAUCAUGACGACUAAGACCAUCCAUGGGAACUCGCAAUUUCAGAAGCCCUCUUCUUUACGCUGGACGUGGGAGUCACCCGGUGGAGGGUACCGUAAUGAAAUAGACCACAUCAUCGUCAAUAAAAGGUUCUGCCUGACGGACGUCGGUGUUGUACCAAAGUUCUAUACGGGAUCGGACCAUCGCCUCCUCCGAGGAAGAUUUUCCUUCACAAGGAGAGCAGAGAAAGCCGCCAAGUUCAGAGAGAGAAAUCCCAGGACUACCAUCAACUGGGAUCUCUUCGCUACGCUGGCCGGCUUUUGGGAAGAUUCUGCAAUGGACAACAUCGACGAGGAAUAUGACCGGCUUGUCGAACACCUUCACGACUGCGCGAAGAAGGCUGAGAGUUUUAAAACCACCAGGAGGCGCCUGUCUCUUGAAACUCUUGAGCUGAUACGCCAGCUUGGAGCAGCACGAGCCGCAGGGAACCAAGAACUCACGUCCGAGCUCGCAAGGCUUUGCCGAGAGGCGAUAAAGGAAGACCUUAAAGAGAGAAGAGCAGAAGUGCUGGCUGAAGCUGCAGAGGCGGGGAAAAGCAUCCGCUAUGCCCGUCGAGACUCCGCCAGUCGCAAGACGAGGAUGACUGCUCUCCGGAACCCAAAGGGAACAGCCAUUGCAUCGAGAAGGGGGAUGGAGAAAAUCAUCUACGACUUCUACUCUGAUCUCUUCGACAGCCAUGUCCACUUGCCUCCUCACCAUCUGAGGGAAGAUGGACAAGUCAUUCCAGAGGUUCUCCCGUCCGAAAUACGACAUGCUAUCAUGUCGGUAAGGAAUCGUACGGCACCCGGUCCCGACAGAAUAAGACCGGAACACCUGAAGAGCCUUCCGCCAGUACUCAUCAACACCCUGGCGAGGCUCUUUACACGUUAUCUGUCGGAAUGCAAGGUUCCUAAACAGUGGAAGACCAGUAAGACCGUGUUGUUGUAUAAAAAGGGAGAUCCACAUGACAUCGGCAACUAUCGCCCAAUCUGCCUACUGUCCGUCAUCUACAAGCUCUUUACAAGAGUAAUCCUUAAUAGGAUUGAAAAAGUCUUGGAUGAAGGACAGCCAUGCGAGCAAGCAGGGUUUCGAAAAGGAUUCAGCACGAUUGACCACAUUCACACUGUUUCGAAACUCAUCGAGGUAUCACGAGAGUACAAGAUGCCGCUCUGUCUCACCUUCAUCGACUUAAAGAAGGCUUUUGACUCGGUUGAGACGGAAGCGGUCGUGGAAGCCUUGGACAACCAAGGCGUCCCUACUCAGUAUAUUAAGGUACUUCGAGAGUUGUACAGUAACUUCACGACCGGAAUUUCGCCAUUCUACAAGAACAUCAUCAUUGACGUGAAGAGGGGGGUCCGACAGGGUGAUACAAUUUCACCCAAAAUAUUCACAGCCACCCUCGAGAACGCAAUGCGAAAGUUGGAAUGGGACGACAUGGGAGUGAAGGUUGAUGGUCGGCAGCUACACCUUUUGCGCUUUGCUGAUGACAUCGUACUGGUAACACCUAGCAUCAGCCAAGCGGAACGAAUGCUGACCGAAUUCGACGAAACAUGUGGAUGCAUCGGUCUUCAGCUGAAUCUACAAAAGACGAUGUUCAUGCGGAACGGAUGGGUCUCGGAUGCCCCAUUCACGCUCAACGGAACGAACAUAUCCGAAUGCACCAGCUACGUUUAUCUGGGUCGGGAACUGAACAUGAUGAACGACCUGACCCCCGAGCUGGGCAGGAGGAGACGAGCGGCUUGGGGAGCGUACAAGAGCAUCGAGGAUGUAGUAAAGAAGACCAGGAACACCCGGCUCCGUGCUCACCUCUUCAACACCACCGUACUUCCUGCUUUGACCUAUGCUUCGGAAACCUGGGCAUUUCGCAAGCAGGAAGAAAACGCAGUGAGCGUCAUUGAACGCGCAAUUGAGAGAGUGAUGCUAGGAGUAUCCCGUUUCACGCAAGUGAGGGACGGGAUUCGAAGUUCCCUCCUACGUCAGCGAUCGAAGAUUAGAGACGCCGCCGCGUUUGCCAAGGAAAGUAAAAUAAGGUGGGCCGGACACGUGAUGCGCUUUGAUGACAACCGUUGGACCAGAGCCGUGAGCGACUGGGUUCCCCGCGAUAUUAAGCGCACUACAGGAAGACCGCCGACCCGAUGGUCAGAUUUCUUCACGAAGUCCUUGAAAGAAAAAUAUGAUGCUCUUCGUGUCCCACGCGAAAGGAGGAACCACUGGGCUACUCUGGCACGCGAUCGGGACAAAUGGAAGAAUUACUGGCGUCCGCUCGACCAGUUCGAAGAUCAACGGGAGUCAAGGUGA
Necator americanus (New World hookworm) is the source of this 2556-nucleotide messenger RNA. RefSeq lists its product as uncharacterized. The transcript has a single exon. Bases 1 to 2556 code for a protein of 851 amino acids. NCBI's taxonomy places the organism in Eukaryota, Metazoa, Nematoda, Chromadorea, Rhabditida, Ancylostomatidae. Gene Ontology annotation, molecular function: catalytic activity. The record is from RefSeq and is a predicted model, not a curated record.